AUGCCGCCGGAUCGGUACAAUCCAAUAGCGGAGGGGUUUUUACGGGACACCGGUUUUUAUUAUGUUUCACAGAUUGGAGUUGUCCAAUGUCAGGCGGCAUUGGUUAAUGCUCUGAUUGAGAGAUGGCGCCCCGAGACUCACAGCUUCCAUUUUCCGGUUGGUGAGUGUGCUGUGACACUAGAGGAUGUGGCGUUAAUUUAUGGUCUUUCGACGAAUGAUUUGCCAGUUACGGGACCGACACUGAGUAGUUAUGAGGCGUUAGAGGCUGAAUGCUUGGAUCAGUUUGGUGUUGCACCUAGGCAGGCAGACUGUAGGGGAAGUUUCAUCAAGUUGACGUGGUUUCGAGCAUUGAAGGAUCGGUUAGUGUUGGUUGAUGAUAUCCAGAUUCAGAGGUACGUGAAGUGCCACAUAAUGUUAUUGUUUGGAACCGUUAUGUUUGGAGAUAAGUCUGGAGCAGGGGUGCACUGGAAGUUUCUCCCAUUACUCCGUAACUUUGCCGGGAUAAUACAGUUCAGUUGGGGUUCGGCAUGCCUGGCACACCUGUACAGAGCUUUGUGUAGGGCAACUCGUGUCGACUGUAAGGAGAUUGAUGGUCCGUUGACACUCUUGCUUGCCUGGGCUUGGAUCCGCCUACCGUUCCUUGCGCCGAUUCCUAGCAAUCCUCGAAUCUUUCCGAUUUCAAAAAGGUGGCAUAACUGGGAACGUGUGAAUUGGCCUUACAGAUUGAGGAAACUUGAGUUUUUUAGGGGCUACCUGGAUACUCUGCAAGAAGGACAGUUUGUUUGGGAGCCUUAUGCAAUUGGAAGGACCGAUCCGGAAGUGAUUCCUCCUGACAUCCGUCAGCAUUCUGCUAUUUGGAGUGCGACAGUUCCACUUAUAUCUUUUGAAUGUGUUGAGUGGCAUGCAUCUGAUAGACUGCAGAGGCAGUUUGGCUUGACUCAGGGUAUUCCUGAUCAGGAGCGAGACCUAGGUGAAGCACACGGCGAAGUUUUGACAGGUCCGAAGAAUCAGGAUUGGUCUGGAACCCACUCAUCAUGGGUUAUGCAGUGGACGAACCGGUAUAGUCUAGUUCUUGUCGAUGACACGGUGCCCUCAGAGCAUCAGGCAAAUAUCUACUUGCAUUGGUACCGAGGUGCAUUUGGUGACCACUUGCAGCUGUCACAGAUGGAACCGCAAGAUAAUCAGCCUGGUGAUCCUAUUAAUAACCAGGAGAACCAAGACACACAAUCACCGCAACCACCUUCGCCACGGCCAACAGCACCGCCCCCCUCACAAAGACAGGCACAACAAGAGCCUGAGCAGUACACUCCAUACAUUCCUGACACGCAUUCUGCGGAUUACCUGACUCCACCAGUAUAUCAGCAGUACUGGAGUGUUCCGCACCAAGAAUCUAUUGAACAAGGUUCUUUUAGCCAGCUACUUGGGUUCAUGGCUCCUGGUCCAGCUUACUCAUAUCCCGCUUAUAGAGACAUUCCCACCGGUCAGAUGGCCCAACCGAGUGGGAUAGCUCCAGGUAGAUUGUCAUUGGAUACUAGACCACGACAGCACACUUCCUCUGGUACAUCCGGAGGGAGAUUUUCUGUUGACUCUGGUAUGAGUGAUGAUGCCACGAGGGGUAUCAUACAGAGCGGCGUUGACCGUCCUGUUCCAAUGAGUCUCAUUCUAGAGAGCUACCAGCCAGUUGAUGAGGAUAAUGAUGACUUUCUGGUUGACCAUCCAGAUGGGGAUGAGGUUGAAGACGAGGAUGAUGACGCGGAUGCCGAUGAGGACGACGACGAGGAUGAGGCGGAUGCUGAGGAUGAUGAUGAUGGGGGUGAUGGUCCGGUUCAUGAUUCAGCGCCUACUGCAGGUACAACUACUAGCGAAAAGGGAAAAGGAUACAACCUUAGAGCUGACCCCCCUCGGCGGAGCGCUAGUCGGUAUACCCCAUCCGCUUUUAAGAAGGUUGCAAAGAAAUGCAAGAAAUUAGUCAAAGAUGUAAAAUGGGGGAUGAGAAAAUGA
This is a messenger RNA of Arachis duranensis, 2001 nucleotides long. RefSeq names its product serine/threonine-protein phosphatase 7 long form homolog. Lineage: Eukaryota; Viridiplantae; Streptophyta; Magnoliopsida; Fabales; Fabaceae. The record is from RefSeq and is a predicted model, not a curated record. Gene Ontology annotation, biological process: meristem maintenance; meristem development. The transcript is spliced from 4 exons. Bases 1 to 2001 code for a protein of 666 amino acids.